Molecule: messenger RNA, 1289 nt
Organism: Phoenix dactylifera (date palm)
Lineage: Eukaryota; Viridiplantae; Streptophyta; Magnoliopsida; Arecales; Arecaceae
Product: gamma-interferon-responsive lysosomal thiol protein-like
Molecular function (GO): oxidoreductase activity, acting on a sulfur group of donors, disulfide as acceptor
Source: RefSeq, a predicted model, not a curated record
CCAAACAAUAUCUCAUUUCCGCCCCCUGGUCCAAGCUCCGACUGUCCGGGUGGGAGAGCGCGAUGAUGGCAUAAAGGGGGAAGGAGGAGAACUCGAAAGCCGAAACCCCAGAUUCCCGAUUAAACCCUAGGUCCUGGAAUUCGCUUGCUACCCAUGGCUUCCAAUCGCCUACUCCUCGUUUUCUUCCUUCUUUUCUCCUCUUUCUUCGCUUCCUCCCCUGUCUCGGCCGGGAAGGUCCCGCUGGCUCUCUACUACGAGACCCUGUGCCCUUACUGCUCCAAUUUUAUCGUCAACUACCUCGCCAAGAUCUUCGAGAACGGGAUGAUCGACAUAGUCGAUCUCGAUCUCGUCCCGUACGGCAACGCCAGGGUCGGAUCCAAUGGUACCAUCUCUUGCCAGCAUGGUCCAUAUGAAUGCGUGCUGAACACUGUAGAAGCCUGUGCAAUCAGUGUCUGGCCUGACGUGAAUGUGCAUUUCAGUUUCAUCUAUUGUGUUGAGAGUUUGGUGGUGGAACAUAAAUACCUUGAGUGGGAGUCCUGCUUCUCAAAUACUGGGUUAGACUCACAUGCUGUUUUGGAUUGCUAUGAAAGCGGAUAUGGGAAAAAGCUUGAAUUACAGUAUGCAGAACAAACAGAUUCUCUUCAGCCCCCUCACACAUAUGUGCCUUGGGUGGUGGUGGAUGGACAGCCUCUUUAUGAUGAUUAUGAAAAUUUUGAAGCUUACAUCUGCAAAGCUUAUGCCAAUGAGCUGCCAAAGGCUUGUGCAGGACUCUCUCUUAAGAUCAUCCCGGAGGAUAAAAAAAAUGACAAAGUGUGCUUCAUUGAUAAGAUGACCAGCUCUGCCAUGACCAUGAAGAAUGAUGAAGAUAGAAAUGAUAAUUUCGACCUCCACCAUGACUUUCAUAAUCAUGUCUUCUAAUCAAAAGCCAGUAACAUUAUAGUGAGCCUUUAUCUGUGUCCUGUUAAUAGGAAUCCUUAUUUGCUGUUUCUUUCCGUGUGAAAGAUAUAUUUGUAUAUGUGAAUCAAAAGGUGCUUCGCAGGCGUCAUUGUUUCUGAUUGGUUGCAGCAAUUAAUUCAGGCUUCUGUUUCGUGCACAGCCGAGUCCUUGUAUGCCAGGGGCCACUGGAGUAAUGCUAAAGGAUUAGAACUUGCAUUGCCCAAAAAGCAGCGCACUGCCUUAUGUGGAUCAGAUCUCAAGCCCUGAAUGUAACUUUUGGGGUCCGUGUGAGUCCUUGAUCGUUGCCACAAGCAUCCAAAAUAAAACUGUUUGUCCACCUGUUUUCUAUUUUC